This is a messenger RNA of Pygocentrus nattereri (red-bellied piranha), 2747 nucleotides long. RefSeq names its product DIRAS family, GTP-binding RAS-like 1b (gene diras1b). Gene Ontology annotation, cellular component: plasma membrane. The record is from RefSeq and is a predicted model, not a curated record. Lineage: Eukaryota; Metazoa; Chordata; Actinopteri; Characiformes; Serrasalmidae. The coding region runs from base 65 to 661 and encodes 198 amino acids. Gene Ontology annotation, molecular function: GDP binding; GTPase activity; GTP binding. Gene Ontology annotation, biological process: signal transduction. The transcript has 3 exons.
GUGGAUCUUCACUGUAGAAUUCAUCAGGAUGCUGGUUUAGCUCAGCAUCAGCACCACUGCAGUCAUGCCGGAGCAGAGUAACGAUUACCGGGUGGUGGUGUUUGGAGCCGGUGGAGUUGGGAAAAGCUCGCUGGUGCUGCGGUUUGUGAAGGGAACGUUCCGGGACACGUACAUCCCCACAGUGGAGGACACGUACCGGCAGGUGAUCAGCUGUGAUAAGAGCGUGUGCACGCUGCAGAUUACCGACACCACCGGCAGCCACCAGUUCCCCGCCAUGCAGCGCCUGUCCAUCUCCAAAGGCCACGCCUUCAUCCUGGUCUACUCCAUCACCAGCAGGCAGUCUCUGGAGGAGCUCAAGCCCAUCUACCAGCAGGUGCUGGCCAUUAAGGGCAGCGUGGAGGGCAUCCCGGUCAUGUUGGUGGGCAACAAGAGCGACGAGACUCAGAGGGAGGUCCAGAUGGAGGACGGUGAGGCCCAGGCCCAGGCGUGGAAAUGCGCCUUCAUGGAAACGUCGGCCAAAACCAACCACAACGUCACCGAGCUGUUCCAGGAGCUGCUCAACCUGGAGAAGAAACGCAGCAUGAGCCUCAACAUCGACGGCAAACGCUCAAACAAGCAGAAGCGCACUGAUAAACUGAAGGGGAAGUGCAGCGUCAUGUAGAGACGCGACGGCAGACGCAACAAAUCCCAGAGUGGUCAGAUUCCAGCCACUUUCAGACUCUGGGAUGCAUGUCUGAUACGUUGCCGUGGCGACUGUGACAAAACAGAUCCGAUCAGAAUUGAGCUUUUCGUGCUCCGCCUACAAAUGAGUUCUCCUGUAGCUUUACAGAAGAAAGAAUUGGGCCCAGAGAAAACCGCAGCGCUUUUAUCGUGUUUGUGUGUGAAAAUCCACACAGUGUGGUUUCAGUAGCGUAAUUGAGCUGACAUGGCUAAUUCAUUCUUUCCAACCAGGCUGGUGUCGACUACAAGCACACAGUCCGGCUCAGCAGUGUUUCAAUACUGGAGUGGCCUGUAAUUUGAGAAAGCAGCCAAAUCAGCUGAAAGGACGCCUUUAAAUGUGGACACACAUCCGUGAAAUCUGAUUGGACUCACAUUGUGGGUUUUUUCCUGUUCAAACUGUCAAAUUAACCUGGAUUCAAGCUGAAUUUGCCAAAAUUCAGAUUUGGGCUGUCAGUCCAAACACGGCCUAAAGGAACUCAUUUGUGGGCGGAGCUUGGGUCAGUUCAAUGUUUUAAAUUUUUUUCCACAUGCACGUAUCACUGUGGUCAUCAUCCCCUGUCGUAGAGGCUAACGUUAGCAGCUAACUUGAUGAUAAAACGUCUUUCAGGUGUUUUUUCAGCAAUUCACACAUUUCAGCAAUAAGGCCAAUGUGAACGUAGCUUUAAUGGUGAGCCUCCUGGACUUUAGUGGCCUGUAGUGUAACUCUCUGAGGAACUGGACCGCGCGGGGCUGGACCGACCGGUCAGCUUUAUUUGCACAUCAGGGUUUUUGUCUGACCUCAUGCGUUCGUUCCAGAGACGUGUGUGAACUGAAGUGGCUCAAACAGAGAAUAACAGAGAAACCAGACGGCUUCUCCUCCACCCUCACGGACGCAGGACACGGAUAAGCGUAGACGCUCCUGAUGGACGAUGGAUGCAGUGCUGUGGACGCUGCUGGAUCACCAAGACAGAAAUGACCCUCAGAACAUCAACAGGGAACCAAAGUCAGCAGGAAAAAUGGCUGUUAUACUUUACUACAUCAUCCUCAUCGGCAUCGGCAUCGUCAUCGGCAUCCUCAUCGUCAUCCUCAUCCUCAUCGCCAUCCUCAUCGGCAUCCUCAUCGUCAUCCUCAUCCUCAUCGCCAUCCUCAUCAGCAUCCUCAUGGUCAUCCUCAUCCUCAUGGUCAUCCUCAUGGUCAUCCUCAUGGUCAUCCUCAUGGUCAUCCUCAUCGUUUGUUCCGAGUUUCCGGCCAGUUUGUACUGCUGUCCAUUUCACUGUCUCUGCUUAUGACUUUGAAAUAAUGAAAUAUUUUAUUUCAUUACUCAGGACACACGACCAUCACCGCUGUCAGAUCAUAAUGACAGUAUUUAUACAUCGUCACCCUCAUAAAGAAACCUGGAGUCUCCCGAUUGGUACAUUACAGAACCUUCUUUAAUUCUCCAUUCAUAAUGUUUUGGUCACACAGUAUAAAGGCAGCUGGGGCUUCAAACAGCAAAUGAGAUAUAUAUAUAAAUAUAAUGUUGCUGUUGGAACAAAACCUCGUAUCUCCAAAACAGGAACUUUACAGGAGAAGGAAAAAACCUACUUUACUUUUAAUGGAACUUGGAAUUUUUUCCAAGUCAUUUUGGGCCGUUUCUUUUGGUCCAUUCAUCAUGGAAUUUACACACGAUGUAAAGGGAAUUUUUCACAUUAUGCCUAAAACAGAAAAAUGGAUAUAGGAGGUUUUGUUAAUGUAUGGGAGAUUUUCUCAGUGAAAGUAAAUGAAUAAAUUUAAAUCUGGCAUUUUCCGCUAAUUUUAGUGCACAAUUUCUUAGAUAUUGCAAAGCAAUACAAAUAAAAUGUCAAAUUCAGUCAAUACAUAUUAAAAUAGGGAGAACUGUGCCUCUGUGGAGGAUCUGUUAGCCUAAUGGCACUUAGAAACUAUUACAUGCAGUGUUAUGGCUGGGCAAUAUGAAAUAAAUAGUAUAUCACAAUAUUUACAAAAAAACAAAGAAAUGAUACACGAUUAAUUUGAACUGCCAUUAAAACCAACGAAUACAAUAAUUAUUA